AUGGGAACUUCACCUCCUCCGACCCCGCCAUCCAGGGCCCCAACGGAUGACGAGUGGCGAUUUGAGUCUAUCACCUCACCUUGCGAGUGGAUAGAGGACUACCGUCCAGGAGGAUAUCACCCCGUUCACCUGGGCGACGAUUUCCACCAUGGCCAGUAUAAGAUAAUCCGCAAACUUGGCGACGGUGCCUACUCAACGGUAUGGCUUGCCCGCGACACACGAAACAACAGAUAUGUUGCUCUAAAGAUUCUGGUGUCAGAGCUCUCAGGACCGGCAAGAGAGCUGCAAAUACUGGAACAUCUUGAUGCCGCAUCGCCGACGGAGAGCUCACAGUAUGUGACGCAGCUCCUGAGUACUUUCGAGCUUCAAGGCCCCAACGGCACCCACAAGUGUCUCGUAUUCGAACCUAUGGGCCCGAGUGUCAACUCGAUGGUUGAGGAGCUGCCCCAGUUCAACCCUCGCCGUUGGGAAAUGAAGGUCCGGUAUCCACCUCAGAUGGCCAAGAGUAUUCUCAAGCAGUCGUUGCAAGCCCUCGCAUUUCUUCAUGAGAAUGGCGUCGCCCAUGGGGACUUCCAGCCGGGAAACAUGCUCUUCACGCUUGACGAUAUUGACUCGAAACCGGAAGAGGUGCUUCGACAGCAGGAAGAUGUGGACAGUGGAUCGAUUUCCCCGCCUGUACAGCGGCUCGAUGGCAAGCAAGAUAAAUGGGCGCCCAGGUAUCUCAGCGUUGCGCAACCGUUGGUGGCCUUUACGCGGUACAGCGAAGGGUUCAAGAUCAAGUUGUCCGACAUGGGUGGUGCGUAUUUCUUUACAGACCCGCCGACAAAGCCCGUGACCCCAAUGGGUCUCCGGGCUCCCGAGCUGAUUCUCAGCGGCACCGUCAACCAAACACUGGAUAUCUGGAGUUUUGGCUGUCUUGUCUUUGAGCUCAUUACAGGCGAGCCCCUCUUUUGUGUUCCGUGGUCCGAGUCCGAAGAUGAUGACCAUCUGCUGUCACUCAACUCUCGGCUCGGCGCCCUUCCUGACGAGCUAUACAAGCACUGGAAGACGUCAUCGCUGUAUUUCACGCCCGAGAGAAAGCUGUUUAACUGCGAACUGGGUGGGGUUGCAGAGGGCGAAGAGCCACUGAUGCUAGAGCAGCCGUCAAUGGAGGAGGUCUUCGACCGGGCGGCCCCAGAGCUUGACGAGGAAGAGGCCAACGUUGUCAAAAAGCUCAUUCGGCGAAUUCUGCAGUACGAUCCAUCGAACAGACCCUCCCCUGCAGAACUUUUGUCCGACCCAUGGUUUGCUGGUAUUGACGUUGGCGGGGGCUCGGCACAGUAG
Messenger RNA from Purpureocillium lilacinum, 1323 nucleotides. RefSeq lists its product as uncharacterized. Gene Ontology annotation, biological process: protein phosphorylation. Lineage: Eukaryota; Fungi; Ascomycota; Sordariomycetes; Hypocreales; Ophiocordycipitaceae. The record is from RefSeq and is a predicted model, not a curated record. Gene Ontology annotation, molecular function: ATP binding; protein kinase activity.